Molecule: messenger RNA, 582 nt
Organism: Ophidiomyces ophidiicola
Lineage: Eukaryota; Fungi; Ascomycota; Eurotiomycetes; Onygenales; Onygenaceae
Gene: FUR1
Product: Uracil phosphoribosyltransferase, synthesizes UMP from uracil
Exons: 3
Coding region: 1-582 (193 amino acids)
Source: RefSeq, a predicted model, not a curated record
AUGAUCCGAGAUACACGUACCUCCCGCGCAGAUUUUGUCUUCUACUCCAAUCGUAUUAUUCGUCUACUAGUGGAAGAAGGCCUGAACUACUUGCCCGUUGUCGAACAGAGUGUGACAACGCCUGUUGGGAGGUCAUAUCUUGGGGUGAAGUUUGAGGGAAAAAUAUGUGGUGUUUCCAUCAUGCGAGCUGGAGAGGCCAUGGAGCAGGGCUUGCGUGACUGUUGCAGAUCUGUACGCAUUGGCAAGAUUUUAAUUCAGCGGGAUGAGGAGACCUGUCAGCCGAAACUUUUCUAUGAGAAGCUUCCACAUGAUAUUGCUAAUCGAUGGGUCCUACUACUUGAUCCCAUGUUCGCUACCGGUGGCUCUGCUACUAUGGCUGUUGAGGUGUUGAAAUCGAAAGGCGUUCCUGAGAGCCGAAUUCUGUUUAUCAACCUCAUUGCUAGCCCGUCAGCCGUGGAGACGUUCGCCCGGAAUUUCCCUGAACUGCGUGUUGUAACCGCAUUUAUUGAUCAGGGAUUGGACGAGAAGAAAUAUAUCAUACCAGGACUCGGAGAUUUUGGUGACCGGUACUACACCAUAUAA